GCCGGGGGUUGAGAAUACGGUGUGAGUGGAAAAAGAAAAGUCUGUAGAAAGAGAAAGAAAAAAACGUAGUUACAUACUCGAUUUAGAGUUUUUCUUGAGAUGUUUUGACUGCUGAAAUGAUGAUGUGGAAGAUUCGACCAUGCAACAUUGUAACGCGGGUAAACUGAUUAGAGAAUUGGAACCGAGUGUUACGAGGCAUUCCCCCACUCUAUCGGCACGACGGACUCAAAGUUCUACGCCAUUCAGAGCAGACAAGAGUGGAUUUAUCUGAGGCCAGGGCAACAUUAUUAGUCUCAAACAUUUGUGAAAAAGACCAGGAAAAAAUAAAGCUGGAAGCUCAAAAGUAACUAGUGGACAAUAGGGGGGCUGGGGUUUAGAUCGCAUGAAAAUAGGGGUUUAGGCUGAGCUUAGAAACGGAAAAGUUUUAAGCCAACGAGGAGUUAGCGAUUUUAAUUUGCAACGUAUCAAGAAGAACAACGAAGACUGAGUGUCGGAUACCAACCCAAGAAACCAAAGAAAAACUGUCUGAAUUGACCAGAGUCACCAUGAAAACCCCGGGGGACACGGGGUUUGCCUUCCCCGACUGGGCCUACAAGCCGGAGUCAAGCCCCGGAUCGCGACAAAUCCAGCUGUGGCACUUCAUCCUGGAGUUGUUGCGGAAGGAGGAGUACCAGGAGGUCAUUGCCUGGCAGGGGGACUACGGAGAGUUUGUCAUCAAGGACCCUGACGAGGUGGCCCGGCUGUGGGGCGCCCGCAAAUGCAAACCUCAAAUGAACUACGACAAGCUGAGCAGAGCGCUCAGAUACUACUACAACAAGAGGAUCCUCCAUAAGACCAAAGGCAAGAGGUUCACCUACAAGUUCAACUUCAACAAGCUGGUGCUGGUCAACUACCCAUUCAUAGACAUGGGCUCCGCUAGGGGAGUCCCUCAGAGCGCCCCACCAGUGCCAACCGGGGGCAGCCACUUCCGUUUCCCCCCGUCCACCCCAUCCGAGGUACUCUCCCCCAGCGAAGACCUGCGCAGCCCGGGCGUGUUCAGCAGCGUGGGACGCCGCCUGGCCCGGGGCUCCGUGUCUGACUGCAGCGACGGCACCUCCACCAACUCAGAGCUGGAGGAAGGGGUGGGCGUGGAAGACCGUGGCGGCCCCGGCCCCGAACGGGCCUUCCGAGGCCUCCUCCAUCCCCGCCUCUCCCACGACUCGCUGUUCCGUGCCUAUGGGGGUCCCGGCGGCCUAGGGCGCCCCCCGCCCGGCCACAGGGUGCACGGCGACCCUCUGUCACCCUUCCCCGUGUCGCCACUACCAGGGCCCGGGGGCCUCCUGGGCCCCACCCUCUCCCCGGCCCUGUCCAUGACCCCGGGCUCCCACCUGCCCUACACUCCCUCCCCCUCCCUCUCCCCCAUGCUGGGCUCCCACUUCUCUUUCAACCCGGAGGACAUGAAGCGCUACCUGCAGGCCCACCACCAGAGUGUCUAUAACUACCACCUCAGCCCCAGAGCCUUCUUCCACUACCCCAACAUAGUGGUCCCCCAGCCCCACCGGCCCUCAGCGGCCCCCGACAAGCCCCCAGCAGCCCACCACCCGUCCCACCACCACGCCCCCCUCAUGCCCACUCAUUCCCAUUCGCUGCACCAUCACCAAGGGGAGGAGCAUCAGCACCCUUCGCCCUUCAAGUUCAAGUUGCAGCCACCCCCGCUGGGGCGGAAACAGCGUGAUGGGUCCGCCUCCUCGACCGGUGGCUCCACCUCCAGCAUGGGCUCCUCCUAUGCCGCCUCAGGGCUGCUUACAAACUCCUCCUCCGCCGGCCCUCCCAAAAUCAAGGUGGAGCCCAUCUCUGACAUGGAGUCCGAGGAGGAGGUGGAGGUGACCGACAUCAGCGAGGAGGAAGAGCUGCUUGACGAAGAGGGCGACGUUUUCGCCCCUCUUUACCCGACCAACGGGAGCGCCCCUUCCACUGUCACCAACGGCGCCCUGGGAGCCAUCGCUGAGGACGACCUGGACGAGGACGUGUUCAAGACCCCUGCCGCCCCUCCCAUGGGCCCCCUGACCCCCACCCUGCUGGGCUUGAAGUGCGAGCCGGCCCCUCCCAUGGGCCCACUGACCCCCACCCUGCAGGGCCUGAAGAGUGAUCUGGCCCCUCCCAUCAGCCCCGGCGGCACCCUCUGCAUCCCCCUCAAGCUGCGCUUUAAGCGCCGCUGGAGCGAGGACCAGAAGAUGGAAGCCGAUGGCGAGCGCGAAGACGCAGAGGACAAGAAGGUGCGGGCGGAAAAAGACGAGGCAGAACCAGCCGGGAGGGAGCCAGAAAAUGGGGAGGGGCUCCGGAAAAGCCCCUCCCUGAAUCUGGGAUGUCCUCCCCCGCCGGCCCAGCGCAGAGCCAGCUCAGAGCUGCAGAGAGCGACGGCCCAGCUGUCCCUGGAGAACCACGGAGCCUGCUGAGGCAGGGACACACCGUAGACACACACGACAUGGCCACACAUUUCCCCUCACAUAGCCAAGCACAUAGACUAAAGUACUGGUGCGGAAGGCCUCUUUACUCCCAGUUUGAACCCAUUGAAUACUCAAACGCACAGCUCAACACGCUGCGACCCAGACACUAAGCACGGCCGUACACUGUAUAUAUUGACAUGUAUGAAUACUGACAUCUAGUGUAAACCAGACCUGAACAACGCCUUAAGGGGCCUCCGUCUCCUCGCUGUUACCCAGAGCUCCUUAGCCUUUCAGGGAUGCAUUAACACCAACGGGAGAAGAUCCCUGUUUAGACCCCGCCUCUCCCGGCGGGCCGCCCCGCGUUCUCUGGCGUCGGGGCGGUCGUGUCGCCUGCGCGCUUUGGGUCUUCGGCGACUGACCUGAAACGGGAUUACAGAAGUGCCUGUAUGUACGCACGAUUGUUUACAAAGCGGAGGGGCCUCGCCGCCAACUUUUGUCAACCGCUCGGUCGCCUUUCGACGGCCGGAGAAGGAUCUCCGGAGUCAUCAACCAAGAGACCUCCCGGCUGCUGCCGCGUAAUCCCGGCACCUUCCAGGGACUGACUCAGAUUUAAAGACUGAGCGUGGGCCUAAGUGAGCACACUUUCUUUCACUUUGAAAAUUGUCUCAAGAUGUUUGCGCAGAUCUAAAUGUCAUGUGGAUGUAUCUGGAUCUGUAGAGGAUGUGGAUAUACUGGCAGGCCAGACUUGAGACUCAGGGUUGCCUCUCAUGGCCUCCCUGUCACUCAAGUGCUGAUUGACAGUUCCCAUGGCAUCAAUGCAGUAACCAACCAGGCCUUAAUGGACAGCUUGUUUACUGUACAGGGUCCAAUAAAGGGGAGAAGCGGAAGCCCCAAAAAAGAUGGGACUACAAACUGGGACCCUACAUUUUGGGGACCCUACAUGACUGUUUGCACAAUCUUAUAAGGAGAGUGGAGAUAAUCUUUCAGCGUCAUACCAAGAGUAUGGAUCAAGAGUAUCUCAAAGAUGUCCUCCUUUUCCCUAAUUUAAGCCGCUCCUCUUUUUUUCCACGAGCGUGCCUCAAAAAGAGACAGUGUUUAGGAGAAGCAGUUAAGCGGUUUGCAGUGAAGGGCGGUUUAGAUGUACUGUUAUAUGUGCUUAAACUGAGGUUGAAUGAAUUUAAUUGACCCCCCCCCCCCCCCGCAUAAAAAAAACAAUGAUACCUUGAAAUGAAUGUGAGAACCCAAGUAAACUCAGGCAAACCUUCACAAAGCCUUUUACAUUUUAACAACUUUUGUCUAAAGAAAAGCCAAUUUUAACAAAAUGAGAUUGUGCCUUUUAAAACUGACAGGUGACCUAAAAUGACCCCGGCCAAAAAAGAUCCUCAUAGAUACUCACACACGUGCGUACCCACACACACUCACACACAUGCGUACACACACGAACACACACACACUUGUUUCCCUGAAAUGCCUCCCCUAUCACCACGCACACAGAAGAAGCUUCAAGAGCAUACCGUUCUUUGAUGAGAUUUGUGGUAUGGGCCCUUCAUACACUGCCACUUUGCCUUCUUUUUAUACCUUAAGAUGCUAAAGAACUGAAACCAAUACUACACAUAUACUAUUUUAUUUGAAUAUAUUAAAAUGCAAAUGUUAUAUUUCCAAAAAUAUAUAAUUUGAUAUGAAUCAGGAAAUGCUAUUUUUAAUGAUAAAUAUUUGACGGGCUUAUAUUUUGAGGGAGUCUCCUCUCUGACUUGUUGUACUGUUGAGCUGCAUUGAAAAGGGCCCUUCUGCAAAAGAGUAAUCAGAACACCUUGCUGUUAGUAGUGGGGGGGAAAUGAGUCGGGAGGGGUGAGGGUUGAGAAUGGGCCGAAAAACGAACAAAAAAUGGGUCACCAAAAUGUUCUCACCGUCACUGGAAAAACCCAACCCAGCCGAUGUCGUCCCAAACUAUAUGACCAGCCUCAACCCCUCAGCCGCCCAGAAGUACCAGAAAACACAAGGACUGUUGAGGUCUACUGAAGCCACCUGAAAACACCAUGACGUGUAUUAGUGGCCCUCCUCAGCUACCCCCCUGAAUGUGCCUAUGUGAGAGAGACUGGGUCUGAGGGGCAGGGGUGUAGUAAAGCCUAUGUGUGGCUACAGCAGGGUAAAAGGAGGGUGACCUCACUAAUAAUAUAAUCCUCCACUCGUACUCAUCCCUCGUAACCAGAUAAAACACCCAUGCCCACGCAGGAUAUGACAUCAUAUAACCUCCACGCGGAAAGGGACUUCCCGUAAGUUGAGAAGACACUGCGGGUGCCGUCUGGGCCCCUCCAGCCAGCUAACGCAACCAGAGCCUAGGGGAAAUGUAAGACGCCCCCAUAGUUUGUAAUGUUGGUGUGGUGCGAGUGGUGUUGGAGUUGCUUUGACCACCGAGCUGUUCUUCUGUACCACCUCGCGUUGUGACGGACAGCUACCUGACUGGUUGCUUCGAAAAGAAAAUCACCAUACGUUUUCUACCAUGUUAAAACUUGUUACUCCAUAUCACCAUUGCUGUUUAUUCUUUUUCAAGAAUUAUUACUGUCAUUAUUAUUAUUGUUAUUAUUAACAUUAUUUACUGAUUAUUUUCUACCCCUCAGGGCCAACCUCUUUUCCAUGGCUAUUUUGAUCUCAUAUGAGUUUAGCUUAAGUUUUCAGUUUGUAUUUUCCAGACAGCUACAACGUCUCUAUCUUACUAUUAGCUGAAAUAAAAUAGUAGUUUCAACUGAGCUGGUUGUAUUUGUUAUUAUGGACAGACACAUGGAAAAGAGGGGCUCACAUAAUCCUAUCACAUUACCGUUGUUUUGAAAUACUCUCUUUUCUGGUCUUGUGUAUGUAUAUAUAUAUAAUUUUCCUUUUUGGGGGACUAUGAAAAAUACAUUGUAUUGUUUUGAUGUUAUUAUUUGAAAGGUGUCAAUCUCUUUCUCACUCUCCUCUUAUGUAUUCUUUCUCUCCUUUCACUCCUCAGUGGUUACUUAACACUCAAAAGGAGAGAUGACGAUUCUUACCUUGAAACAUUUAUACCUUCUGUUUCUCUUGUAUCCCCCCCCCAUUUGUAAUUAAAUUGUAAUCAGGGUUUAUUAAAACAGGUAAAAAAGGA
This is a messenger RNA of Esox lucius (northern pike), 5544 nucleotides long. It is a transcript of the gene erf, whose product is annotated as Ets2 repressor factor. Bases 546 to 2435 code for a protein of 629 amino acids. Gene Ontology annotation, biological process: regulation of transcription by RNA polymerase II; cell differentiation. NCBI's taxonomy places the organism in Eukaryota, Metazoa, Chordata, Actinopteri, Esociformes, Esocidae. Gene Ontology annotation, cellular component: nucleus. The record is from RefSeq and is a predicted model, not a curated record. Gene Ontology annotation, molecular function: DNA-binding transcription factor activity, RNA polymerase II-specific; sequence-specific DNA binding. The transcript has 5 exons.